CUGAAAAUGAAAAGGCGCUUCCUUUCCUCUCUUUCUGCUUCCGCCGGCAAUAGUAAAACCCUAAAUCAAGGGGGAUGGAGUGUAAAGCAGGUCAAAAAAUCCAACUUCAAAUCAGCUCUUGACGAGUUCCGCACUUCCAUCGACUCUUCGGACUUCGUAGCUGUCUCCCUAGAGAACACCGGAUCCCACGCCGCCGCCUGGCACCGAGUCUCCGCCAUUGAUACACCGCAGACGAGUUACUUGAAGGCUAAAUACGCCGCCGAACGCUACCAGAUAUUCCAGUUCGCUCUCUGCCCCUCCUCCCUUCACGGCUCCAAGCUCACCCUUCACCCAUAUAACUUCUAUUUGUUUCCUCGAGAUGAGUUGAAGUUAGGGAUGCCUUCUUAUAGCUUCUCUUGUCAAGCUUCUCGUUUAACAGCCAUGGCUAGGGAUGGAUUUGAUUUCAACACCUGCAUCUAUGAAGGAAUCUCAUACUUGUCUAGAGAACAAGAAUCUGCCUCCAAGUUUCUCUCAGGGAAUCCGAUAUUACCUCAUCCCAUCGCUCUACCUUCUUCUCCAUCCACUGUCGCUGAUACCGUCUUUGUUGGAAGGAUACGGUCACGCGUCAAGAACUGGAGACAGUCUUGUAUAGAUUCCAGCUCAAAGACAGGAGAUGAUGAUUUGGUGAGCUCUCUCAGGAAACUGGUGCUGGGGAGUGAGCAGUAUGGUUCAAGGCUAUGUUUGACUAUUGAUGUCUGCAGUGAGCGUCAAGUGCAACUUAUCUUAGAGAUGUUGACUGAGUUCUCUGACGAUGUUGUCCCUCUACUCAUCGCUUCUAAGAGCAGAGGAACACAAGCAGUUCGUGCUGUCUUCAUGAGUUCAAAGGACGACAAGGAUCUUUUUAAGAGAGAGCUUCACGAUCUUGAAAAUGAAGAGAACAGGCGGGUUCGUGGUUUCCGCGAAGUGGUUGAUUUGAUUUCUUCUUCACGGAAACCUGUUGUUUCACAGAAUUAUCUUAGCGAUUUCACGUCCAUUCAUGCCAAGUUCUUAGGUCCUCUACCUUCAAAUGUUGAUGACUUCACCCGUUCACUGAGCUCAGCUUUUCCCAAUGUUGUGGAUCUCAGUCAACUCAUGAAAGAAAUUAGUCCCUUAAGUAAUGUAAGUAAUCUACCUGCAGCUAUGUCCUCCUUGAAUAGGUUCUUUGCUCCUGUGGACGUUGAAGUAGCAAAUCAAGAUGAAGGCAAUCAGAUGCAUGGGCAGAACGUUGUGAUGAUAUCUCAUCUUUUUGCUAAACUAAGUACCAUACAGAAGUCUUCUGUUCAGUCAAACAAAGAUCUCCAAGCUUUAGAUUCUGAUGAACAUGCAAAUUCAAUCACCUCAAACGAUGAAAAUGUUAAAGUUUGGUCAAAGAACAGCAGGAGAGUAAGCUCUGAGAACUUGGUGUUCAUAUGGGGUUUGUCGAAGAAGAUGACAGCUGCAAUGCUAAAGAAAGUUCUACAAAAGUCGCACACUGUUUUUGCGCAAGAGUUUGAUGUUAAAUACUUAGACAGGAGCUGUGCAGUUUUGGUGUUUUGGGAUUCAGGUUCCUCGGAUACUUUCCUCAGUGCAGUUAACAAUGAAGAGCAGCUUGUUGGAUCCUUAAGAGAGAUGGUUGCAGAAGGGGUAAGAGUGGCAGGUUAUGAUACUUACAGGAGGGCAUGUAGAUUAGGUUUCUGGGAGGCUGACUUGGCAGAAGCUUUAGACAAAACAUUGGAAUCUUCAGCUAGUGAUCGUGAUUUAGACACCAAACCAUCAGAUAUAAGUUGGUCGAGCGAGUUAACUAUCAAUUUUGAUGAGCUAUGAAUAGUUCUGGCCUUGACAGAACCAAUGUAGUGGAUUAUUCUUCCGUGUGGCUUAUGAUUUAAUUCGUUGAAACCUCGUUCUCACUUGAUCAAUAGAUUCAGUUGUGUUAGCAAUUUCAUGAUGUGUUUUAUGAAAGUAAGCUUGCUACGUUUUAUAAUAAGAAAAAAAUGGGGGUAUGUAAAGCUAGAAGGCAGUAAAGUACUACAACAGGUUAUUUGUCGCUAGUAACAGCUUAUCGGAUUGAUCAGGGCUUAAUGUAUACAGAUAGAUUUGAGUAACAUAAGUAGAGAAGGUGAGAUAUCUAUAAAGAUGAAACUAAGAGAGUAAUGGAGCAAACACUUCAUAAAGAAGUUAGUUACUAGGUGCAAUUUCCCAAGAAGUUACUCCUCCAAAAAUAAGUGUAUGCCGAGAGCACACGGUGUUCUUUAAAAGGCGAAAGAAUAGUUCGCUUUGUGCUCAACACAAGGCUCCAUGGAUUGCGAAUAUCGACACCGGCUUGGUUUUAUACAUGGAUCCUUCGACGCGUAGUUUCGGUUUUGUUCGAUGUGGGAGGAAUUUAGUUUCGUGUUAUGAAUAUUCUCGUUUUUCUAUUACUAUAUGUUCUUUGUUUGAGCAAAUUGUUUCAAAAGCGGAUUUACCAAAACGGGAGAUGGAAAUUAUGGAUCUGGACUACGGGUACAGAACUGUCAUAGAAUGGUAUUGGGACGAGAUUUUCCAGGUCCGUAAAUUUGCGGAUUUCGCGGAACAGGUUGUUGUAGAAUUGGGUCUUUACGAAAUCGGCCGAAACAUGUCACGUGAGAUUACAAAAAUCUGCAUUUUUUAACCUGAAAAAACGAGAAAAAGAGUGAGAAGAAAAUGAUUCAUGUGAUUUCUUCCGAAAAAACGUAAAGAGCUCGGGCGAUGAUGGUGAUUCGAGUUUCAGUAAUAAUGAUUUGAACUCCGGCGAUGACGACUACAGUUCUGGCGAUGACGAUUCGGGAUUUAGUAGUGUUUUGAUUUAGUUUCUCUUUUUAUUUAAUUUGGAAUGAUACUUUUGAUUUGGUGUUUGAUUUUAUUCCAUUUUUUUGAUUCAGUAAACUAAAACAUUGGUUAUAAAUUUAUGAGUUAUA
Eruca vesicaria subsp. sativa (arugula) is the source of this 2930-nucleotide messenger RNA. Lineage: Eukaryota; Viridiplantae; Streptophyta; Magnoliopsida; Brassicales; Brassicaceae. The record is from the annotation of a GenBank genome assembly.